AUGAAGAUAUCUACAUUACACCAGUACGAACACGUGCCUAUCGCUAUAGAUCAAAGACCAGCUAACGUCUCAUUGCUCAAUCGGAUGAACGUGAUUUUUGAAGAGGCGUUGGACUUCCUGGGCGUGGUUUUUAAAGUUAUCUGGGGCACCAUUACGCUUCAGUACAUCCUAAACCCUAUCUUUUGGGUGCUAAAGAUUGCCACGAUUCGUGGAAUGAGAGGCCUCACUUAUAUUGAGGCUAUAAGUGUACUUGAGUCUCCAUGCACAGGUGACUUGAGUGUUUGCUGGCUAGUGAGAAUGCUUGAUGUCUACAUAACCUUUAUCGGGGCUUUUGGUAUUCUGUUGCUUAUCUUUAACUUGCUGCCCCGAGUGAGCCGGAGGUCAAGUCGAAACGUGUCUUUGAAACCAUACGUUUAUGCAAUUGGGUUGGUAUUUCUUGUAUACAUAGGCGUGUUUUGGCUUUUCACAAUUCCAGUUAAUGGCCUGCUUCUUUCUAUAUUUAUUGCCAACCCAUUGGCCGGUUGGCUGAUAGCCGCCUUACUACUAGCUGUCUUGCUUAUUUCAACUGGGCUUAUAUUCAAAAGCGACUUUCUCCAGGCCAUUCAGACUCUGCCCAUGCCAGUCAAAGCCUUAGUUUUCAUUCCCUUUGUGCUUCUCUUAGCGAUUUGGUUACUCAUGCUUGUUUCCUUUAUCGCUCUAUUUGGAACUAACUUCCAAAAGGCCUGGGAUCACUAUAUGAUAAACAUGUCAUUGCACUAUGCGCAACAUCCUAUUUACCAAUAA
Nematocida homosporus is the source of this 783-nucleotide messenger RNA. RefSeq lists its product as uncharacterized. The record is from RefSeq and is a predicted model, not a curated record. The transcript has a single exon. Bases 1 to 783 code for a protein of 260 amino acids. Lineage: Eukaryota; Fungi; Microsporidia.